UAUAUAUUUUUUUUUUUUUUUGUCCUGACAAGACUUCAAGCAUCAUCCAAUUUGAAGGGUUGAGCUGUCUCCCCUGCUUUGUUAUAUUUAAAAAUUUUUUUUUUUUUUAAACAAGUGUUUGCCUUGUUUAUGUACAGGAAUGAGGUCUAGCAGACAGAGGCGAUAUUGGACCUUGUUUUGUGGUCUGGUCCUGGUCCUCUCUACACUUUGUCAUGGAGAAAUCUGUGGUCCAGGCAUUGACAUUGGUAAUGACAUCAGUAAUUUCAAGCGGCUGGAGAACUGUACGGUGGUUGAGGGAUACCUGCAGAUCCUCCUCAUUGGAAGCAAAAACAAUAACAACCAGGAGGUCUUCCGCACCCUCAGUUUCCCCAAACUGACCAUGAUUACGGAUUAUCUUCUCCUCUUCCGCGUAUCCGGGCUGGACAGCCUCAGCACCCUCUUUCCAAACCUCGCUGUGAUCCGGGGCCGUAACUUGUUCUACAACAACGCCCUGGUCAUAUAUGAGUUAACCAGCCUGAAGGACAUUGGCCUUUACAACCUGCGGAACAUCACGAGGGGCGCCAUACGAAUUGCGAAGAAUCCCGAGCUCUGCUACCUGGAUUCUGUGGACUGGUCUCUCAUUAUGGAUGCUGAAUUUAACAUUUUCAUUGAUGGAAAUAAGCUGUCCAAGGAGUGCGGAGAUGUUUGCCCAGGAAUCAUGGAGGACAACCCUCUGUGUGUCAAGACAAACUUCAACAGCAAUGACAAUUACAGAUGCUGGACCUCCAACCAUUGCCAGAAAGUUUGUCCGAAGGGUUGCAGACAGCGGGCAUGCACGGAUUCGGGCGAGUGCUGCCACCCGCAGUGCCUGGGCAGCUGCACUGUGCCCGACAACGAUAGGGCUUGUGCCGCCUGCCAGCACUACUAUCACGAGGGCCGCUGCGUGGAGGACUGUCCGCUCGGCACGUACAAGUUUGAGGGCUGGCGCUGCAUCACCAAGGACUUCUGCUCCAAGGUCCACCUGCCUGAUUACGACCGCUUCGUCAUCCACGGAGGAGAGUGUAUGUCCGACUGCCCACCCGGCUUCACACGGGAUGAGAACCGCAGCAGCAUGUUCUGCACUGCCUGUGACGGCCUGUGUGACAAGAUCUGUGAUGAAAAGGUCAUUGACUCGGUGGACGCGGCUCAGUCCCUCAAGGGCUGCACUGUUAUCAAAGGGAACCUGCAUAUCAACAUCCGCCGUGGCACUAACAUAGCCUCGGAGUUGGAAAACUUCCUGGGACUCAUCAAGACAGUGACAGGAUACAUUAAGAUCCGUUCAUCACAUGCCCUGAGCUCUCUCUCCUUCCUCAAGAGCCUCAGAUACAUCCAUGGAGAAGAACUAUGGGAAGACAUGUAUGCCUUUGCAGCCUUGGAUAACCAGCAUCUCCAGCUUUUAUGGGACUGGUCCCAGCACAAUCUCACCAUUAAUGCUGGAAAACUGUAUUUUCGCUUGAAUCCCAAACUCUGCAUGUCCGAGAUCCGCAAAAUGUGGGAGAAAACGGGAAUUAAGGAGAAGUUUUUGGAAGGAGAUUUCCGCAACAAUGGAGACCGUGCAAGCUGUGGGAGUGAAAUCCUUAAGUUCAUAUCGAAUACCACGAGUAGUAAUAAAAUCAAGUUGAUGUGGGAUGGUUUUCGACCAGCCAACUCCAGAGACCUUGUCAGUUUUAUUGUAUACUACAAAGAAGCGCCUUUCCAGAACCUUACAGAGUUUGAUGGUCAGGACGGUUGUGGAUCUGACAGCUGGAACAUGGUUGACGUGGAUUUACAGGAGGACCAAACCCAAAACCCGGGUGUUACACUCACCAUGCUGAAGCCCUGGACUCAGUAUGCCAUCUUUGUUAAAGCUGUAACAUUAGUCGUGGAGGACAGGGACAGGGACAGGGACAGGGACAGGGACAGGGACAGGGACAAGGACAAGGACAGACAGCGUCUUGGGGCGAAGAGCGAAGUGGUAUACAUUUGGACUAAACCAUCAGCACCCUCAAUGCCUGUAGACAUUCGUGCAUACUCUAAUUCUUCAUCAAAGCUGGUGGUGCGGUGGUCUCCACCUGUCUCCCCCAACGGAAACAGCACCUACUACCUGCUCCGCUGGAAGCAGCAGGGCGAGGACCGUGAGCUCUAUCAGCACAACUACUGCUCAAAAGACAUGAAGAUCCCAAUCAGGAUUUCAGCCACGGGUUUGACAGAACUCGAGGACACCAAACCAACCAAUCCUGAAACAGGGGGGCGGGAAAAGGCUCCCUGUUGUAAAUGCCCUAAAACAGAGGAGGAUCUGAAGCGAAACGAGGAAGACAUCUACUACCGCAAAGCCUUUGAGAAUUUCCUCCACAAUGCCAUAUUCACCCCCAGACCUCCUGACAGGCGACGGCGGGAUCUCUUUGGUGUGGCCAAUGCUACUUCCAUCCACACUCUGUUGGCGGGAAACUGGAACCUGACGGAGGGAAACUUCUCAGAUGACGAGCCGCCUAGACAGGAAUUUUCCUUUAUAGAAAAGAAGGUGAAGGAGCGUAGCACUGACAUCGGUGGCCUGCAGCCCUUCACAGUUUACCGCAUCGAUGUGCACGCCUGCAACAAAGAGGUUCGGCACUGCAGCGUAGCUGCAUUUAUCUUCUCCCGCACCAAAGCGGCAGAAAGAGCCGAUGACAUUCCUGGCCCUGUGACCUGGGAACAUCUGGAGAGUUCUGUGUUCCUGAAGUGGCCUGAACCACAAAAACCCAACGGCUUGAUCCUGCUGUAUGAGAUUCAGUAUCGUCUUGGAACAGAGCCUGAGAAGCAUGAGUGUGUAUCCCGUCAACAUUACAGGAAGCACAAAGGGGUGAAACUCUCCAACUUGGGAGCUGGGAACUAUUCCGCCCGUGUGCGGGCUACGUCCCUCGCUGGAAACGGUUCAUGGACAGAACCCAUAGCUUUCUAUGUGAAUCAGGUUGAACAAUCAAAUUAUGACCACUACCUGUACUACAUUAUCAUCCCGAUUUUCCUGAUUUGUGUCCUUGGCGCUGGAGGGGCUUUCUUCUGUAUUAACAAGAGACGAAACAGUGACAGGCUUGGAAACGGAGUCCUUUACGCGUCUGUUAACCCCGAGUACUUCAGCGCAGCAGAAAUGUAUGUGCCGGAUGAAUGGGAAGUGGAGCGAGAGAAAAUCACCAUGUGCCGAGAGCUUGGACAAGGAUCCUUCGGUAUGGUGUAUGAGGGCAUCGCCAAAGGGGUCGUCAAAGAUGAGCCGGAAACCAGGGUGGCCAUUAAAACAGUCAACGAAUCGGCUACCUUACACGAGCGCAUCGAGUUCCUCAAUGAAGCCUCUGUUAUGAAAGAGUUCAACUGUCACCAUGUGGUGCGACUGCUGGGUGUAGUUUCGCAGGGUCAGCCCACCCUGGUGAUCAUGGAGCUGAUGACACGAGGAGAUCUGAAGAGUUACUUGCGCUCGCUUCGAUCCGCUGAGAACACCUCCAGCUUGCCUUUGCCGCCACUGAAGAAGAUGAUUCAGAUGGCGGGAGAGAUCGCGGAUGGCAUGGCUUACCUCAACGCCAACAAAUUUGUUCACAGAGACUUGGCAGCAAGGAAUUGCAUGGUGGCAGAGGAUUUUAUUGUCAAAAUUGGUGAUUUUGGCAUGACGCGGGACAUUUAUGAGACUGAUUACUACAGAAAAGGAGGCAAGGGACUGCUGCCUGUGCGCUGGAUGUCUCCAGAGUCCCUCAAAGAUGGAGUAUUCACCACCAUGUCUGAUGUCUGGUCCUUUGGGGUGGUGUUGUGGGAAAUAGCCACCCUGGCCGAGCAGCCCUAUCAGGGCAUGUCCAAUGAGCAGGUACUGCGGUUUGUCAUGGAGGGAGGACUGCUGGACAAACCUGACAACUGCCCCGACAUGCUGUUUGAACUGAUGCGCAUGUGCUGGCAGUACAACCCCAAAAUGCGGCCGUCCUUCCUGGAGAUCAUCAGCAGCAUCAAGGAGGACCUGGAGGCGGGUUUCAAGGAGACGAGCUUCUUCUACAGCGAAGAGAACAAACCUCCGGACAUGGAAGAGCUGGACAUGGAGAACGUAGGAGCCAUGGAGAACGUUCCUCUGGAGCCGUCCUCCAACCUGCAGCCCCUCGCUCCCUCUAUGGCCUCCCCUCAACAGUGCGCCCCUGCGUCCCAGGGCUCCUCCACCCCGGCCGGCCCGUCCUCGCCGCCUUCCUCCCCCAGCUCCACGGACAAGCACCCACUCUCUGCUUCUGCGGCAAACGGGCCCUCGAUGGUUCUCCGGAGCCCGUUUGACGAGACCCAGUCUUACGCUCACAUGAACGGGGGGCGUAAGAACGAGCGUGCCUUGCCUCUGCCCCAGUCGUCGGCUUGCUGAUCGACGGCUUCCGGACACGUCUCUGUCUGUCAAGCCACUGUGUGGUCUCCUGAGAAGAAAUAUGAAAUUAAGAGACAAGGAAAAACAUAAUGGUACAAACUGAGAGUCCAGGCAAUCGAUCUUUUCAAUCAUACCUCAACGGACAAAGUUUGGAAUUCUUUGUUUUUUGUGUAUUUCGUUGAAUUGAUUGACAUGAACGCAGACUGGAUCACUGACUGAAAAACCAUGACCUUCACUCUCGCACUCGAUAGGCUGACUGUUUUUGUUACGUUUUGUUACUUUUCUAAACUUCCAAAACUGGUUUGAAGGUCUAUCUGAGCCAGUAGGGGUACGGUGGCAUUAUUACGACACGCUCUGCAUAUCUCUAAGCCAAUCCUACAGCGAAGCACUUGUUCUUGUCUUUGUUUCCAAAGGCGUGCAUCUAAAUCAGAGAUGUUUUUUCUUCCGCCCAUCUUAGAAGUUCAUUCCCAGGACCCAACUCAGAUCUGGGUAGGGAGAUCUUCGGCUUCCUUUUUCUCGAAAUCAUCUGGCUGUGCGACUUAGUGGAGAAGAAAUUCUCAAAUCUGCCAAAUGUCUUUCUUUUUUCUUUUUUUUUUAAUAUUGCCAAAUUGUCGUUAAAUUCCCCUUGCAUCCAUAUUCCUCAAAAUACCUAUGACAGUUUUUUACCCUGGUGAUCCAAACCUGCUUAAAGGAAUAAUUCACCCAAAAAUUAAAAUUUGCAAAAAAUGUACUCAACCUUAGCCCAUCCAAGAUGCAGAUGUUUCCUCAUCGGAACAAAUUUGGAGAAAUUUAGCAUUACAUUAAUUUCUCAUCAAUGGAUGCUCUGCAGUGAAUGGGUGCCGUCAGAAUGAGAGUCCAAACAGCUGAUAAAAACAUCACAAUAAUCCACAAGACUCCAGUCCAUCAGUUAACAUCUUGUGAAGUGAAAAGCUACGUGUUUGUAAUAAAAAAAAAAAAAAA
Messenger RNA from Cyprinus carpio (common carp), 5314 nucleotides. RefSeq names its product insulin-like growth factor 1 receptor. The record is from RefSeq and is a predicted model, not a curated record. Gene Ontology annotation, biological process: positive regulation of MAPK cascade; insulin-like growth factor receptor signaling pathway; glucose homeostasis. Gene Ontology annotation, molecular function: insulin receptor activity; insulin receptor substrate binding; ATP binding. Gene Ontology annotation, cellular component: membrane; axon; insulin receptor complex. Lineage: Eukaryota; Metazoa; Chordata; Actinopteri; Cypriniformes; Cyprinidae.